UCUUCGCCCUGCAUCCAGCUUUUCGGUUCAUUUCCGUCACCCAUUUCCUUAACGCAUUCUCAGUUCUGUUUUUUUGCCUCAACUCUCUACAUAUCGGCUUCGAAUUCAAACCCAAAUUAUUGCGGAAACCUUUGUCCAGAAUGGCUACCGCACGCCAAACACUGAGAGAUCGUCAAGUCGCAUCUAUCGAAAAGAUCCUUAACCUCAAUCACGAACAGGCGAAACACGAAUCCGAUAUCAACGGCUUAGUUCCUUCGUCCACUCCCAUCCUGAACGACGAGGGUGAACCUAUAUGGAAGGUUUUGGUUUUUGACAACCUGGGCCGAGACGUCAUAUCUUCCGUCCUUAGAGUACAAGACCUUAGGAACUUUGGUGUGACUAUACAUCUUAACUUGCUCUCGUCGCGCCACCCAAUCCCGGAUGUGCCAGUCGUAUACUUUGUCGAACCGACAGCUGAGAACAUUACAGCUAUUUCCAACGACUUGACUAACAAUAUCUACGACAUCGCUUAUGUCAACUUCCUAUCGUCAGUUCCACGGGCUAUUCUGGAGGACUUUGCGGCAUUGACUGCUCAGAACAACACCUCUGAGAAGAUAGCCCAGGUUUAUGACCAGUAUUUGAACUUUGUGGUUUCGGAACCGGAUCUGUUCAGCUUGAACUUGAAAGAUGUUUAUUACACGCUUAACUCGGCUCAGGCUGCCGAUAGUGCUAUUGAACAAGCCAUAGAUAAAGUCGUCGGUGGUCUAUUUUCAGUAGCGGUUACUAUGGGAUCUAUUCCUGUAAUUCGUGCGCCUAAAGGCAACGCCGCCGAACUAAUAGCCCAGAAACUUGAUCGUAAACUCCGGGAUCAUGUCCUUAAUUCCCGCGAUAACAAUCUUUUCUCAGCCCGUGCUGGCGUCACUAGCACGGCGCAGUCCCGUCCAGUCUUGAUUAUCCUUGAUCGCAACAUUGACCUAAUUCCUAUGCUUUCACACUCAUGGACAUAUCAAUCGCUUGUGCAUGACGUGCUCAACAUGCGUUUAAAUAGGAUCACUGUUGAGACAAUUGAGGAAGGUGGGAAGGUUAGCAAAAAGAGUUACGAUCUAAAUUCAAGCGAUUUCUUUUGGGCCAAAAAUGCAGGAGUACCUUUUCCACAGGUAGCGGAGGACAUCGAUACGGAGUUGACUCGGUAUAAAGAAGAUGUUGCGGAGAUCACCAAGAAGACUGGGGCGGCAUCAUUGGAAGAUUUACAGAAUGACAUCGGCUCCUCCGCCCAACAUCUGAAAGCAGCUAUUACUCAACUCCCACAACUGCGCGACAGAAAGGCUGUCUUAGAUAUGCACAUGAACAUUGCUACUGCCCUUCUUAAAGGCAUUAAGGAGCGUCAGCUGGAUAACUUCUUCCAAAUAGAGGAGGCCAUCACUAGGCAGAAUAAGGCACAGCUGCUAGAAGUUAUCAACGAUCCGGAGAGAAAGAAUCCGGUCGACAAAUUGAGAAUGUUUAUCAUCUGGUACUUGAGCACAGAGAACGACGUUAGUAGGGGUGAUAUGCAGGAAUAUGAGGUAGCCUUGAAGGAGGCUGGAUGUGACCUCGAACCCCUGGCCUACGUCAAGAAAGUUCGCGAAAUUACUCGUAUGACAAUGAUGGCAUCGGCACCCUCUCAACCUGCCGCCCAGAGUGCCGGAGGCGAUCUCUUCAAAGGUUUCAGUUCAAUCUCCAACAGAUUGACGGAUCGCCUCAAGGAUGCUGGUGCGCUCGGUGGUGGCUUUGAGAAUCUGAUUUCUGGCGUCAAAAAUUUCCUUCCGGUGAACAAGGACUUGACGAUCACUAAAAUUGUUGAAUCUCUGAUGGAUCCAACAUCUUCGUCCACCUCAGCACUUGCCAAAACCGAAAACUAUCUUUACCUUGAUCCUCGUUCAUCCACUUCUCGCACAGGACCGUCUACUCGACUCGGACCAGACGGUAGACCGAUCGUUGGAGGACCUACUUUUGGCCAGAGAAGACAGGGAUUUACCGAGGCAGUGGUAUUCACGGUUGGUGGAGGCAACAUGGAGGAAUAUGGAAAUCUGCAGGAGUGGAGUAGAAGGGUAAAUGAUGCCAGCGGUGCAGGAGGCACCAGGAGGAAGGUAGUCUACGGAAGCACUGAGUUGAUUAGUGCGGAGAAGUUUGUGGGAGGAGAGUUGAAGAGGUUGGGCCAAGAAGGUUAGAAAAAUGUGGCUGGUGUGAAAUGAAAAAACUAGGCGCAUGGGAACGAAAAAUAAAUGGCUUGGAGACAGUUAACUAACCUGCUUAUUAAAAUUUUCUGAUGGGUAUUUUUAUUGCACCCUGUACUUCUGCGUUAUUCUUAAAAAUCACGCAAAUCCUGUCAAUAUUCUUCCCCUCCUUUUUUCCCGAAAUUGUAGGCUUUAUUCGUUCAAAUAAUAUACAGUUCCAG
Messenger RNA from Tuber melanosporum (Perigord truffle), 2413 nucleotides. RefSeq lists its product as uncharacterized. Gene Ontology annotation, cellular component: cytosol; Golgi membrane. The record is from RefSeq and is a predicted model, not a curated record. The transcript has 6 exons. The coding region runs from base 141 to 2186 and encodes 681 amino acids. Gene Ontology annotation, biological process: endoplasmic reticulum to Golgi vesicle-mediated transport; intracellular protein transport. Gene Ontology annotation, molecular function: syntaxin binding. Lineage: Eukaryota; Fungi; Ascomycota; Pezizomycetes; Pezizales; Tuberaceae.